AUGGCAGGAAUAGACGGCGAUCCUGAUUUCGUUUCCAUCCGUGAAUACUAUGCCUAUAAAUUGCAAAUGAGAAAUGAUGAUGAAUCUUUCUUAUUGCACUUUGGUAGGCUAUUUCAGCAAUAUGUUGUUGAUAUGUAUGUUAAACUUGAAUCACAAAGAUUAGAUUAUUUGAGAACCCAGCAAGAAGAAUUUAGAAAAGAGUUCUUACAAGGUAUAGUAGACUCAAUAGGUACUGGUGAAGUCCGGGCAGCAAAUGUCGGUCAAAGAGUAUUUUUACCAGCUAGCUUUAUUGGAGGACCAAGAAAUAUGAGAAGAAAAUACAUAGAUGCAAUGACUUUGGUCCAAAAAUUUGGCAAGCCGGAUAUAUUCUUGACCAUGACUUGCAAUCCCAAUUGGCCGGAAAUAAAAGAACAUUUACUGCCGACAGAAGAAGCCCAAAAUCGACCAGAUUUGGUUGUAAGGGUCUUUCGUGCUAAACUAGAAGAAUUAAAGAAUGAACUUUUGAAGAAAAAUAUUUUCAGAGAAGUAGCAACCUAUACAUAUGUGAUAGAAUUUCAAAAAAGAGGCCUGCCAGAUAUUCAUUUUCUUUUAAUCUUAAAGCCUCAGCACAAAAUGUUCAUCCCUGAUGAAUAUGAUAAAAUUGUCAGUGCAGAAAUUCCAGAUAAAACAAAAUAUCCGCACCUGUACAGAAUGGUUAAAAAACACAUGAUGCAUGGCCCUUGUGGUGUGUUGAACCCAUCAAAUGCUGUCAAAUAUAUUUACAAGUAUAUCUGCAAAGGGCAUGAUCGAAUCAGUUUCCAUAUCAAUUCUGAUAAUCCAACCAAUCAGAUUGAUGAAAUUCAGCAAUAUCAGGCAGCUCGGUGGGUUUCGCCGCCUGAGGCUGUUUGGAGACUAUUUCGAUUUUCCAUAGACGAGAUUAAACCAGCUAUCAUUCACCUACAAUUGCAUCUUCCAAAUUUUCAGCCAAUUCACUUCAAGAAGCAUGAAAAUUUAAAUAACAUAGUGAAAAACCCAAGAAAUAGGAAGACAACGUUGACUGAAUUUUUCUAUAUGAAUAGAAUGGAUUCAGUUGCACAAGAACUAAAUUGCACAUAUGCUCAAUUUCCAGACCAUUUUGUGUGGUUAGCUGAUGAAAAACGCUGGAAAAUUAGAGAUAAGGGAGAUUCUAUAGACCGAAUAAAUAUAGCUCAUCCAUCUGAGGGAGAAAGAUAUUACCUUAGACUUCUUUUGUCUAAAGUCCGUGCUCCAAAGUCUUUUGAAGACUUAAUGACUCACAAUGGAGUGCAAGUUACCACCUUUCAUGAGGCAGCUCUCUUGCGUGGCCUCCUUGAGUAG
Molecule: messenger RNA, 1335 nt
Organism: Coffea arabica (coffee)
Lineage: Eukaryota; Viridiplantae; Streptophyta; Magnoliopsida; Gentianales; Rubiaceae
Biological process (GO): DNA repair; telomere maintenance
Molecular function (GO): DNA helicase activity
Source: RefSeq, a predicted model, not a curated record